AUGCAAAGGACCCGUUUCGUUGUGACCAAGAAUUGGAUGCCUACAUUUGCAACACUUGCACCGAAGAGUUUCCUCCUCAGAAGAAAGUCGAGUUGCAUAUUGGGAAAGUUCACGAUGAGAAGUUUGUAUGUGAUACUUGUAACGAACUAUUCUUGCAUCCGCCGACAAGGGCUGUCAACCCAUAUUAAUAAGGUUCACUAUCGUAAAUUCUAUUACUAUUGCAAAGAUUGUGGAAAAGGUUUUAAUGACGGAGUUUUGUACAGAGAACACAGCAGUGAGCAUUUUGGUAUUAAACCCUUUGUGUGUGUUGUAUGCAACAAAGAGUUUGUUUUCUCUCGAUACCUUCUAGUCCAUCAAGUAAGACACCACACAGUUCACAUAGAAGGCAUAUUACAUAAAACCCAAUAUAGUAUUUGUCUGAAAGUUUUCAGCAAAGUCGCCACUUUGCUGAAGCACAUAACAACAAAGCAUAAUCCGAAUGAAGACCCAAACCAGCGUAAGCAUCUAUGUGAUAUGUGCGGCAAAGGUUUCGGGUCUUCAGACAAACUUAAGAUUCACUACAGGGUUCACAUCGGUGAUAAGCCAUUCCCGUGCAACUUUUGUGGUAAGAGCUUCACCAAAAAAGAUUAUCUUGUUAUGCUCGAAAGAGUUCACACGGGAGAAAAGCCAUACACUUGCGAACACUGUGGUAAAUGCUUCAACCAAGCUUCAUCCUUAAGGAUACACGUUCGUGGUCAUACAGGGAAACGUCCGUACAUUUGCCCGUUUUGUAAUGUUGGUUACAUUUCUAGAGGCUCACUUAACAUACAUAUGAAAAUUUGCAGUGGCGCCGCAUACGGAAAUGUACAAGAUAAAAAAUGA
Molecule: messenger RNA, 861 nt
Organism: Aethina tumida (small hive beetle)
Lineage: Eukaryota; Metazoa; Arthropoda; Insecta; Coleoptera; Nitidulidae
Product: zinc finger protein 239-like
Exons: 2
Coding region: 1-861 (286 amino acids)
Biological process (GO): regulation of transcription by RNA polymerase II
Molecular function (GO): RNA polymerase II cis-regulatory region sequence-specific DNA binding; DNA-binding transcription factor activity
Source: RefSeq, a predicted model, not a curated record